Lolium rigidum is the source of this 2088-nucleotide messenger RNA. Its product is annotated as probable metal-nicotianamine transporter YSL17. The transcript has 2 exons. Lineage: Eukaryota; Viridiplantae; Streptophyta; Magnoliopsida; Poales; Poaceae. The coding region runs from base 1 to 2088 and encodes 695 amino acids. Gene Ontology annotation, molecular function: oligopeptide transmembrane transporter activity. The record is from RefSeq and is a predicted model, not a curated record. Gene Ontology annotation, cellular component: membrane.
AUGGAGCCGUCGACGCCCCCGGCCGGCCGGGGCCUCCGGCUGGAGGAGGAGGAGGAGCGCCCAUCGAUGGAGCGGGUGUUCGAGGGAGAGCGCGUGCCGUCGCGAUCGGAGACGAUCACGUUGCGGUCGGUGGCCGUGAGCGUCGCGCUCGGGUGCACGCUGAGCGUCGUCGCUAUGAAGCUGGCCCUCACCUCAGGCUUCGCCCCCUCACUCGCCAUCCCCGCCGGCCUCCUGGGGUCCUUCCUCCCGCGCGUGUGGAUCCGGCUGCUCGACCGCUGCGAGACCUCCCAGCUCCCCUUCACCCGGCAGGAGAACACCGUCAUCCAGACCUGCGUCGUCGCCUGCACCAGCAUCGCCUUCAGCGGUGGGUUUGGGACGUACAUUCUGGCGAUGAGCAGCAGCGCCGCCGAGGGCAGCAUCGGGAACGAUGCCAACAACGUGGAAGAGCCGAACGUGGGCAGGAUGGUCGUGUUCCUGCUCCUUACCAGCUUCGCCGGCAUGUUCGCCAUCAUGCCCUUCAGGAACAGCCUCAUCAUCCACCACCGGCUCACGUUCCCCAGCGGCACGGCCACCGCGCACCUCAUCAACACCAUGCACACUCCUCAGGGUGCCAAGCAAAACAGCAAGCAGGUGGCGAUGAUGUUGAAGACCUUCUGUGGGAUCGUCGCGUGGUCCAUCUUCCAGUGGUUCUUCGCUGGCGGCCAGAACUGCGGUUUCCGGACGAUCCCAACGUUUGGCAUCAUGGCGUAUCGACUAGGGUUCUCUUUCAAUUUCUCCAUGACCAACGUCGGCGUCGGGAUGUUCUGCCCGUACAAGAUCACCAUCUCAAUGCUCGCUGGGUCCUUGAUUUCGUGGGGUCUCAUAUGGCCGUACAUCGAGACGAAGGCGGGUGACUGGUACCCCAAGGGCCUCGACAACGACAACAUAAGCGGCAUCAAUGGCUACCGGGUGUUCAUCGGGAUAUCGAUGAUCCUCGCCGAUGGCCUCCUGCACAUGCUGUCAAUCCUUAUUCGGACCCUCUACACGAUGAGCAAGCAAGAGGACAACCCGCAGCCGAUGCAGAACGCCGGCGGGCAACCGUUCCAGUGCCUUAACGACAUCCUCGACCGGACCACGCACAGCUUUGACGACCGCCGGAGGAUGCAGGUCUUCCUCCGGGACCGGAUCCCCAGCAUGGCCCCGAUCAUGGCGUACGUGUUCAUGUCGGUCAUCUCCACCGUCGUCAUACCGCACCUCUACACCCAGCUGCGGUACCACCACGUCGCCUUCGCCUACAUCAUCGCGCCGCUGUUCGCCUUCUGCAACGCGUACGGCAACGGCAUCACCGACUUGAACAUCGCGACCACCUACGGGAAGAUCGCCAUGCUAAUCUUCAGCUCGUGGGUGGGGCUCAAGGACGGCGGCGUGGUGGCUGGGCUCGCCGCAUGCGCCAUCAUCGCGUCCAACGUCUCCACGGCGUCCGACCUCAUGCAGGACUACAGGACGGGCUACAUCACCCUCACCUCGCCUCACACGAUCUCCAUCAGCCAGAUCGCCGGGACGGCGCUCGGCUGCGUGAUCAACCCCGUCAUCUUCUGGGUGUACUACAAAGUGUUCAACGCCGGCGCCCACGACGACAGCAACUCCAUGGGCCCCUACGCCAAGGUGUACCGCGGCAUCGCCAUGCUCGGCAUGACCGAGAACGGGCUGCCCACCCACACCAUGCUGCUCUGCAAGAUUUUCUUCGCGCUCGCGCUCUCCUUGAGUGUGCUGCGGGAGGUCGCAGCGUGCAGGGGGUGGCGUGUCCGGCGGUUCAUCCCGAGCACCAUCGCCAUGGCCGUGGCCUUCUUCGCGCCGCCCACGAUCACCAUAGCCAUGGUCAUGGGGAGUGCGGUGAUCUACCUGUGGGGGAGGUCCGACCGCAAUGACAUGCAGAUGAUGUCGCCGGCGGUGGCAUGUGGGCUGAUCUGCGGCGAUGGGUUCGGCUCGCUGGUCUCGUUGAUGCUGACGCUGCUCAAGGCAACCCCGCCGAUCUGCAUCAUGUUCCUGUCUAGAGAAGUGAACGUGAGCCUUGACGCUUUCCUGGCAGCAAAAGCCACGUCAUCGUAG